Bactrocera latifrons is the source of this 9445-nucleotide messenger RNA. It is a transcript of the gene eys, whose product is annotated as protein eyes shut. The record is from RefSeq and is a predicted model, not a curated record. Bases 1822 to 9153 code for a protein of 2443 amino acids. Gene Ontology annotation, molecular function: calcium ion binding. The transcript is spliced from 14 exons. NCBI's taxonomy places the organism in Eukaryota, Metazoa, Arthropoda, Insecta, Diptera, Tephritidae. Gene Ontology annotation, cellular component: plasma membrane; protein-containing complex. Gene Ontology annotation, biological process: heterophilic cell-cell adhesion; establishment or maintenance of epithelial cell apical/basal polarity.
CGCGCUCGCCGUCGCCACAGCAGACUACAGGAUUUUUGAAUUGAAUUUGAACAAUUGAGUUGCCUUAGUGCGGUGAGUAGCGCGCUCCACAUUAGCUCCGGCGUUUGGCAGGCAGUUGGUGAAUCGACACUUUCGGGCCUAAAUGCAUGUUGCAUCCGUUGGUUGGCCAACAGUGGUGGUAGUGUCGCGUUGCAUGAGUGACGUGCUAUGCCGUAACGUCGUGCUUGUCUCGCUUACCUUCGUGCGCUGCGUAACGCAAUUCAAAGCAAAACCAAACAAAGCCAGCAAACGCUGAGCCAAAAAGGAUAAUAAGCAUAACGAGCGCAUAUAUUGUGACUGUUAGCAGGCCUAGCCAACUAGCGCGCUAUUGCUUAGUGCAAACAGCAAUUAACGUAAAGCGAAAGUGUUAGACGCGUUACAGUAACAUUGUAACUUGUAGCUGCAAGCGCUAGCUAUUGCAAAGUGUAGUUCAUUUGUGAUUUAUUUCGAAAGUCAAAAAUGUGUUAAAUUAAGGAACAAAAACAAGAAAAAAAAAACAACAAAAGUAUUAAUCGCAUGCCAGCACGUGUUUGUUGCUUAAGAAAGAAGUGAUUACUUUUUGUGCUGGAAAUUAUUUCGUUUUUAUUUUUUCUAAGCGCUUGCCACUCACAAUCGAGAUAUACGCUUUUUAAGCCGCAAGCAAAUAGUUUGAGUUUGUAUAAAUCGCAUUAAUCGGUGCAUAAUAUUCUGUGUCAAAGUGUAGUGUUUAAAUCGAAAUCGAAUUUGAGCUCGCCUGUUGGCUUAAUUUGUUUGUUUGUGGCCCGUUUUCUUUGCGGUUUCCGUAGCAAUACACUUUGUGGCUUGCUUUCCGUGUCAGUUAGCAUGGCAACGUUUAUUUUAUUUUCGCCUUCUUAAUUGUCUAAAAGCAACGUUGUUAAGCUGACAGCUUAUUUUGUGUGGAGUAUAAUGAUCUAAGCUGAUAGAGCGAAAUCAGCCCUGUUUGCCGAAACGUAAUAAACGAGAAUGCAAAUCCUUUUGCUGUUGCCAGCACAAGGACGAUGAGCGAUCAAAGCGCGCGGCGAUAGAAAGGCGAGAGGCGAAGAGUAACAAAACACUAUCAGAGGAACUGCAAAUACGAGCGUUGCAAAGAAGACGCUAACAAGCAGUUCAAUAUAGUGUUCAUAGUGGGAACAAACCACAGCAAAAACAAAGCUAAAACAAGAAAGUCGAGAGCGAGCAGAGUAUCCCGAAAGGGAAAUAAACAAUUUACGCAAACGAUAAAAGUUAAUAAAACACUUAAGCGGAUUGUGCGACAGCAUUGCCAAAGCGACAACAACAACACUAGCACUGGCAAAAACAGCGAGAAAAGCGAAAAGAAACAAGCUACAAAGAUAAACGACACUGUGGCAACGAGGAAUUGUGUGGCAACAACACCAGCAGCACAUUAAAGUGGCCGAAGACCGAGCGCCACAGAGCAGGCGGGCGGAGUAGAACAAGCAGAUAUAUUGCUAGUGCAACAGCAGCUGAAAGAGCUACAACAGAAACAGCAAAAGGGGGCCAAUAGCAGAGUAUAAUCAAUCAAUAUCGACCGUUGGACGAGGCAGCGUGCAGCAAAAACAAGAACACACACAAAAAGUAGUGACAGCGGAGGACAUAAAUAACGGACGCAACUGAUAAGUAGUGCGACAGCGAGCGCAACAACAACAACAAACAGAAAUAUAAAAGAAAGUAGCUUGAAGUGGGCGCUGAGACAGCUUGCCGCACGCAUCUUCUUAGUUGCAAGUGAAAGCAGCAUUGUGUGCUGGACCUUAAUGCAAAUUACUUGAGAUAAUUUUAAGGAAGAUGAGCAAGAAGCGACGCUUGCUUGCAGCGACAACAACACAACAACGACAGACAACGCGCAGCAGCGCGCACACUAGCCGGACGCAAAGAGCGACAGGGACCACAGGUGCCAGCGCGCUAAGCAAGAUGCCGAGCGCUGUUGCCAUGACGUCGGUGGAUAAUGCGCAAACAAGCAGCAGCAACAACAAAAAUAGUGACACAAUUCAUUACAGCAACAUUGACAUAACACGCUGCAACGUCGGCCUCUACCAGCAGAGCGGCAGCAGCGGCGACGACGAUCAGCGACGAAGCGAAAACGCCAGCAGUAAAUCCCUUAGCUGCGUCAAUUGUGCAAGUGCAAUGUUAACGAUAAGUAAUGAGAAUAUUGGCAGGCGACAAGCAAGCUGCCUGCCAGCCACAGUCAACGCCAACAAAAUGCCGGCAUGUGGCAAGUACCAACGAAGCGCUGUGCAGCUGAGUGUGGGCAAUGCAAUGCAGGCAACAAAUACAGGGUCACAGCAAGUGCACCAUAGCGGCACUGCUAGCAGCGAGUUACGCAACUACAGCAACAACAUGAAAUAUACGCUUGCAACACACUCGGCGUUGCAACAGAAGUGCAAUAGUGAGCGCCAGGCAGCUGGUGGGCAGCUGCAAACAGAGCGCGGCAUGCAACAAGAGCAACGCAAAUGGCGUCAAACUCCGUCUGCACACGCAGCGGCAGCUGACAAGCCCAAAUUUGAGGCAGCGUCCUCCGCGGCCGAAACUUCGCAGUGUCAAAAUGCAGCAGCUGGAACAGAAACAAAAACAGAAAUCAAAACCAGCUCCCAGCCACUUUCAAUCAAGUUGACUACGUCGCCAAAGGUAAAUGUAGCAAUCGCUGCCAAUACGAAGAGAACAAGAAAAUCUUUGGAAGCGGCUUUCGUGUGUCCGCGCGCCGCUGAAGCGAACUCCGGCGCCGCACUGGCAGCUGCCAGUUCGUUGACUCCAACAGAUCCGUCUGUCAUACCUACGAACACCUACGCACCUGCAGCAUUACCAACAACAAGCAACACAACAACAACACGUGCCGCUGGCGCUCGCUGGUCUGAAGACUUCGUGUGCUGUCGUUCGUCAAAGUAUGCCUCCAACAGUGAAAUGAACAACAACAACGGCAGCAGCAUUGCAAAUGGUUUUGUUUGGUUAUUGCCCGUGCUCUGCCUGUUGGCUGCUUUCGGCUGUGGUCAAGCUGGCUUCGCUUGCCUGAGUAAUCCUUGCGUUUUUGGUGUCUGCAUCGAUGGCUUGAAUAGCAGCUCGUAUUCAUGCUACUGCAUCGACGGUUACACGGGAAUUCAGUGCCAAACAAAUUGGGAUGAAUGCUGGUCGGGGCCCUGCCAAAACGGCGGCACUUGCAUAGAUGGCGUCGCCUAUUACAACUGCACGUGUCCGGAUGGUUUUACUGGAAUCAAUUGCGAGGAAAACGUCGAUGAAUGCAUGUCGAACCCGUGUCAAAAUGGUGGACAUUGCCGUGACCGGAACAAUGGCUACACCUGCACCUGUCAGCCCGGCUACUUGGGCAUCAAUUGUGAAAUCGAUGUGGCUGUCUGCGAGACGGGAACCGGCGCGCGUUGCCAGAAUGGCGGCGAAUGUAUUGAAGGACCUGGCCUGGAGUUCUCUUGCGAAUGUACUGCCGGCUGGCAUGGACGCAUCUGUCAGGAAGAGAUCAACGAGUGCGAAUCGGCGCCGUGUCAGAAUGGCGGUGUGUGCGUGGAUAAGCUGGCAUCGUAUGUGUGUGCCUGUCCGAUGGGCUAUACGGGGAACAAUUGCGAGGAGGAGAUACUCAUUUGUGCGGACAAUCCGUGUCAGAACAAUGCGCUCUGCCUGAUGGAGGAGGGCAUACCGACCUGCUAUUGUGUGCCCGACUAUCAUGGCGAAAAGUGCGAGUAUCAAUAUGAUGAGUGUCAAUUGGGACCGCGUUGUAUGAACGGUGGUGUUUGUAUUGACGGUGUUGACACGUUUUCAUGCUCAUGUCCACCGCUGUUGACGGGCAUGCUCUGCGAGUGUCUAAUGAUUGGCGAGGAUUCGUUAGAUUGCAAUUAUACGGUGAGCAUAUCAACACUGCCACCGACAACAAUAAUACGACCAAUUACACCGACGGCUGCUGCACCUGUAACGACGACAAUGACAGCGGAAGUGACACCGCAUGUGUCCGCUGCACCGGUGGUGACAACAACAACAGCAGCACCAGGUGGCGCAGUAUCAGUGUCCACCUCCGCAGAGACCGAAGAAACGGAGAAAGAGGCUGGUGCGGGUGUUGGCAUAGAAAAAGCCAAACCACCGCCUGAGACCGCCACUACAGCAGGCAGCGCCAUAUCCGCUUCAUCGGAGGAAAAGCCGCAUACCACGGAAGCAUCACGUUCGUACACAGCUGAGUCGGGUAGUAGCGUUGAGUCGUCCUACUCGUCCGAAGGUAGUGCGUCGGUGGAGGGCGGUACAUCCGAUGAGUAUACGACGCCCUCGCAUGUAGAUGCUAGCAGCGCUGAGGAAGAUGUGCCCACAACGGCUAAAACAACAAUAAGUGCCGCAGGCUCAGACUAUACGCCUGGCUCAUCUGCUGUUUCAAAAAGUGCGGAAUCGGAUGAAGGUCCAGCCAUCACUUAUUCCACACGUCCACCAUUCAAGCACUAUGUUACCACCAUCGAGACCACAUUCUCCAUUGAUUACACUACUGCAAGACCCACCUCUUUUCGGCCCACACCUACGAUAUUCUUCCCAAGCAGCACAGCGCAUGUAUUACCAGACCUGCCUGGCAAACACAUUCACACCGAGUACCCUGAGUAUCCGGAUCAAGAUGUGACCUCGCCACAUCGUAUAACCACUACGGUGGCGCCAUUCUUUACCGAAUACCCCGAAGUUGCGGUCACCACACGUUACAAAGACUUUACCAGCAAAGACUUGAGUAUGAUAACAACCGGACGACCAACAACAUAUCCCUCAACACCGCCAUCCUUGACAUCCACCAUUGUGCGUAUUGGCAGCACUUUGCACCCACAGGCCGGUGGCGAAAUUGUGCCGUCAACUGCGACACCGACAACCGGUGUGCCCGCAGAACGACCAGACGCGCAUCAUCAUCAUCAUCACCAUCACCACCAUCACCACAGCACACAUGCGCCGCCAACCGCCGCUGAGGAAUAUACACAACCACCACAAACCACACAGACGCACAUCUAUCCGCACGUGACGACGCAUACCACCGAGCAUACGCACUAUCACACCACACAUCGACAUCAUUAUGAAGGUGCGCCAACCACUUUGUCAGCGCCAUUGCCAACGACUGCCGAAGUUACCACAACACAACCACUCUAUACCGACGAUUUGGUUAGCCACACCACAAAGCCACGCCCAGCUGCAACGCCGACAGUGUCAGUGCCGAUACCAACAACACUUGCGUCCGAGUCAGAAUCUGCGGAAACUACACAGCCACCGCAACCACCACCAAUCAUAACGCCAACAGAACCAUCAAUACCCGCCGCGCCAUUACCAAUAACAACGCUGCCGCCACCACCAUUACCGCCGUCAACGGCAACACCAACCGUGGUGGCCACAUAUCCGCCACCGACGGAACUGGCGCCUGCUCCUGGCACACCCGCACCGGCGCCAACCACCACCGUGCCGAUCUACAGCACCUAUGCGCCGCCAAGCAGCAAACCCGUCACCACGACAGCGGCCAGCAGUGAGGAAGUGGAGAGCGCCAAUACGGUGGCCACGGACGUUGAAACGGGCAUAGCACGCGGCGGCGCGACGCCUGUUGGUGGCGCUGCUGGCGUUGAUAAUACCACCGAAGUGGAUUGCAUAAAAAUGGGCUGCUAUAAUGGCGGCACUUGUGUCACGACAUCGGAGGGUUCACGGUGCGUCUGCCGCUUUGACCGCCAAGGUGCACUGUGCGAGUUACCCAUCAUCAUCAAGAAUGCCGCCUUCUCCGGCGAUUCAUAUGUGUCGCACCGCAUCCACAAGGACAUACCACAUCAUGACUCAUUGGAUUCGGUGCUGCCAAUGCAUGUACAACUGAAGGUGCGCACACGUGCCACAAACGGACUGAUAAUGCUGGCCGCUGCUCAGGGCACCAAAGGCGGUCACUAUAUGGCGUUGUUCCUGCAGAAGGGCCUAUUGCAAUUCCAAUUCUCUUGCGGUUUACAAACGAUGCUGCUCAGUGAGCUGGAGACACCGGUGAAUACGGGCAAUGAGAUAACAAUAAGAGCCGAAUUGGACUUCAGUCGCAAUUACACGCACUGCAAUGCCUCACUGUUGGUCAACGACACGCUUGCCAUGUCGGGCGAUCAGCCGACCUGGCUGAAAUUGCUGCCGCCGCGCAUGCACACACCGGAAGUGAUACUCAAUACAUGGUUGCAUUUAGGUGGCGCUCCACAAGCGCCGAUCGGCCUGAUUAUCGAAUUGCCACCAGCUCAGAGUGGCACCGGCUUCACGGGCUGCCUGCAUUCGUUGCGCAUAAACGAAGAGACGCGCGAGAUAUUCGGUGACGCUUUGGACGGCUUUGGCAUAACGGAAUGCGGCUCGCUCGCCUGCUUGUCGAGUCCUUGUCGCAACGGCGCUGCUUGCAUUAAAAUCGAAACCAACGAAGUUGAUGAGAAUGGCGAAAAGGCGGAGAAGUGGAAAUGCAAAUGUCCAACCGGUUAUAUGGGACCAACUUGUGAAAUCUCCGUUUGUGAAGAUAAUCCCUGCCAGUAUGGCGGCACUUGCGUACAAUUUCCAGGCAGCGGCUACCUCUGCUUAUGCCCGUUGGGCAAGCACGGUCACUACUGCGAACACAAUUUUCCUGCCCAUACGAUUUCCCCCGCUACAAUCAAGAAUCUUACAGAUCUCGAAGUCGCGCUACCGUCGUUCUCGGGCAGCGUCAAUGGACUCUCGUCAUUUGUCGCCUACACUAUGCCCAUACCAUUGGAAUACUCGAUUGAGUUAAGCUUCAAGAUAUUACCGCAAACCAUGUCCCAAAUAUCAUUGCUCGCGUUCUUAGGGCAAUCCGGUUACCACGAUGAGAAGAGCGAUCAUUUAGCGAUCAGCUUCAUACAAGGCUACAUUAUGCUCACUUGGAAUUUGGGUGGCGGACCGCGACGCAUAUUUACACAGAAACCGAUUGAUUUCCGUUUGGAUGCACCGCGUGUGCCGUACGAGAUCAAGGUUGGACGCAUUGGACGUCAGGCCUGGCUUUCGGUGGAUGGUAAAUUCAAUAUUACUGGUCGUUCACCGGGCAGCGUUAGUCGCAUGGAUGUUAUGCCCAUACUCUAUUUGGGUGGACAUGAGAUAGCGAAUUUCAAUACGUUACCGCACGAUCUGCCGCUACAUUCGGGCUUCCAGGGUUGUAUCUACGAUGUGAACUUGAAGGCGGGACAAGUGACAGUGCCGCUGCAGGAGACGCGCGGUGUGCGUGGACGCGGUGUGGGACAAUGUGGCACCAGAGAAUGCCACCGGCAUGCUUGUCAACACGACGGUGCCUGUUUGCAACAUGGCGCUACUUUCACCUGCAUCUGCCAAGAAGGCUGGUACGGACCACUGUGUGCUCAGCCCAUCAAUCCAUGUGACUCAUUCAACAACAAAUGCGCCGAAGGCUCAACGUGUGUGCCGCUGGUAAAUGGUUACGAGUGCGAUUGUCCGGUGGGCAGAACGGGCAAGAAUUGUGAUGAAGAUAUACGCUCGCUAAGUGAUGUCUCAUUGACCGGUCGUCGCUCUUACUUGGCUGUACGUUGGCCCUACCUCUAUGAUAGCUCCGAUAAACUUGGUUCGAAGCGUUCGCAAAUUAUCAGUUAUCGCAACUUUACGAAGAAACUAAUGCCACCGAAACCGAUUGCUUCCUCAAAUCAGCACUUCGUAAUGAAGUUGCUCAACGAAGUAGAAAAACAACGUAAUUUCUCACCUGUACCGCUUAUGGGCUCGAAGACUUUCGAGGAACAUCAUCGCGUGCAAUUCUUCUUCAUUGAAUUCCAAUUGCGUCCGCUCUCUGAACGUGGUCUACUACUCUACUUUGGCACUUUGAAUAAUAAUCAGGAUAAGAAAGUCGGUUUCGUGUCACUCUCACUACAGGGUGGUGUUGUGGAAUUCCGCAUUUCUGGUCCUAGUAGCCAUGUGACGGUCGUACGGAGCGUACGUAUGCUCGCAAUUGGUGAAUGGCAUAAGAUCAAGAUGGCACAACGUGGCCGCUGGCUGACGCUUUGGGUUGAGGGUAGCGCAUCAUCGGCGCUAGCACCUUCCGCCGAAGUACUUGUUGAACCUGAUUCCCUGUUAUACAUUGGUGGUCUCAAAGACUUAUCGAAAUUGCCACAUAACGCCAUUUCUGGCUUCCCCAUACCAUUCCGUGGCUGCGUACGCGGUUUGGUGGUCAGCGGUACGCGCAUUGUGCUGAACGAAACAAAUAUAAUGGAUUCUCGCAAUAUUCGCGACUGUGAUGGCACUGCAUGUGGCGGCGAUUCUUGCGAGGCGGGUGGCCAUUGCUGGCUCGAUGAGAAACUGCAACCGCAUUGUAUUUGCCCCGAAUAUGCGAAAGGUGAUCGUUGCGAAUACUCGGAGAGUUGUAAGCUGAUACCAUGCAAGAAUAAUGGUCGUUGUUUGCGCAGCGGACGUUGCUCAUGUCCGAAUGGCUGGGGUGGAUUUUACUGUGAAAUAGCCAUGAGUAAGCCCACAACGCCAAGCUUCCGUGGUAAUAGUUACCUGAUCUUGCCGCCGCCCCGCAUACCGAUGAAAGACAAACGUCGCGGUCCAUCCAUGUAUGUCCGACCACGUGAAGCCAUUCAAGUUUCGUUGAAUUUCUCCAGCAUCGAACCCGACGGCCUGCUGCUGUGGAGCGAGCACGAUCGUAAUAAAUUUUUGGGCUUAGGCUUAGAGAAUGGUCACCUGAAAAUGGCUAGCAAUUUGUUAGAUUCCAAUAAUGAUACCGUGGAGAUGCCAUCGACCGGCUUCAUUGCGGAUGGCAGUUGGCACUUGGCAAAGGUCAUAAUGGAUCGCAAUCGUUUGGAGUUGCAAUUGGAUGGUGAAGUGAUAUUCUCAGAGAAGGUGCUAGACGCGGCAGCUGCUGCGUUAGCAGCAACAACACAACGAACAGUGUUAACGACGCGACGCUCGUUUGCGGCACGGCGUGGUAAGGAACCAUCAAUCACCUACGAGGAUGUCUUCUAUUUGGGUGGCUUCCCGAACCAAGAACUGGUUAGUGUACGCACACUCGGUCGCUUCAACGAACCCUUCAAAGGCUGUCUGCAGGAUAUACAAUUCGGUGCCGAACCAACUGCCGUUAUAACCGAUUUCUCAGCUUACAGAGGCGAGAAUAUUGGCUCAUGUGAUCUACAUGGAGAUGAACCAUUCAUUGUAUAGGAGCGGGAACGCGACGUGUGACAACAACAACAACAACAAAAGAGAGAUUACAAAUCUUCGGUGUAAAAGAACGAUAAAAAUAACAACUCAAACAAACAAUCAUACAUACAUACAUACAUACGAAAACUUGAAGAAAGCUUAAAAGUUGUGUUUAUUUUAUUAAAAUGAGUGGAGCAAAGAGAGCGAGUGUAAAAGAGCGUAAACUAUUGUAGACAGUUAUGUAUGUAUGCUUGUGGGUGUUUAAAGAGCAAAUGCUUAAACUCAAUAAAGUUGAACUAAAAGCAAAAAGGAC